Molecule: messenger RNA, 756 nt
Organism: Scheffersomyces coipomensis
Lineage: Eukaryota; Fungi; Ascomycota; Pichiomycetes; Serinales; Debaryomycetaceae
Exons: 2
Coding region: 1-756 (251 amino acids)
Source: RefSeq, a predicted model, not a curated record
AUGGUUUUAAGUUCGUCCAAGGAGAUACCUUCUCAAAGCAACAUUAAUGGGAUAUUUGUCGAUGGUAAUAAAUUAUCUAUCAAAUAUGGGGAUGGGAUAAUUAUUAAUGGUGAUGGUAUACGAGUAAUUAGUGUAACUCAUGAACAUGACACUUAUGGUUGGUUUGUAGAUUGUGAUGAGAAUGAUAAGUAUACUUUGAGUUACAAUUUGGACUUGCAGAAGUAUGUCAUAAGUGAAAACGUUGAAAAUGAUUAUUCGGAGUCUAAUCACAUAGACACCGGACUUUUAAAUGAUGAUAUCACCAUUAAUGAUAUAAGCUCCCUAUUGAACAAGAAGAAUUCAAACAUCAUACCCAUCAACUCCGAUGUAAAUCUCACUAUAGAAGAUUCAACUGUGGAAGGAGAGGUUGAAGAAGAACAAUUUCAAUUAAUUAUUACUCAAUUACAAUUAUCAUUCAUAUUUCUUCAUCAAUUCAAAUAUUCUCAAUUCGAAUCUAUUUGGUUGCAAGUACUAUCACAAUUAGGUGAUAUCGAAAUAUACCAGUACAUGGUUCAUAGAAAUUAUACCCUCAAGAUCUUAGAUAGUUUGAUUUUACAAAUUAAAUCAGGUGAGAAGUUUCUGGAAUCGGUCAUGAAUAUAUUAGAUUCAAAAUUUACUAGAGAAAGUUGGAGUAGACAACCUAGUUGUUGUGGAAGGAUGAAAUUGAAUGGAUUGAUAUUUGAGAAAUAUCAAACUUUUAAAUCAUUUAUUAAAUGA